AUGGCACACGCGACUCGCAUCGCGCGGCAGGCAGUGCAGGCCGCGACGAGCGCGCGCGCGCGAUUCUCUACGGAGGCGGCGAAAGCUUCGCGCGAGACGCUGCUGGUGGAGGACGACGCGGCGCUGCGCAAGUACAACCCGCAGAAGGCCGCGCUCGCCACCUGCAACACCGUUGGUAACGCCGUCACCGCGCUCGUGCUCGCAGCGGGAGCCCACACGGCAGCGGGGCAUCCGUUCAUCACCAUCACGCGCAUCGCCAUGCUUGCGGCCACUGCUAUCAUGCUCUCAACUCCACUGCCCACUGAGCGCCGUCGCGACGAGGUCCGUGCGAGCUGCCAUGCGGAAGGCCGUGGUGGCGACGGGGGCUUUAGUGAAUGCGAGAAUGUGAUCUCGUCGCGCCGGCUUCUUGCGUUCCUUCGUAGUUGCUCCACGCCGUUGGCGAGCUCUGGCGAAAUUGUUGGCGAAAGCGCGGAGAAAGCGAGGCGAAGAAUGGUCGAGGCGUUUCUUGGCGCGCGAGAGGCGCGGGCGAGCGUUACGAGACGCUCCCGUGCUGCCAGCGAGUCGCUGAUGAACCGGAAAUUAAGCACACGGCACGCGCAGAGUGGAGGCGGGAGAGGCGGGUGUGAGUGGGGUGGCACGGGGGAUGGGGGUGGUGGCAAGGGGGAUGGGGGUGGUGGCGUGGGGGAUGGGGGUGGUGACGCGGGGGAUGGGGGUGGUGGCGCGGGGGAUGGGGGUGGUGACGCGGGGGAUGGGGGUGGUGACGCGGAAUGGCUCGGCGGCCGCAGCAGCGACGAGGAGGAGGAGAAGGCGAGCGGCGGCGGCGAGGACGCGCGCGACGAGGCGCAGCUGGGCGAGCUGCUCCCCGUGGCCGGCUCUGUGUGGCAAGCGGACGCGCCACAGGCGGAAGUGGGGCAGGCGGAAACUGCUGAGGCGGUUACUAGGCAGGCGGAAACGGGUCAGGCGGAAAUCAGGGGGGCGGAAUCGAGGCCAGCGGAAACGGGUCAGGCGGAAACGAGGGGGGCGGAAACGAGGGGGGCGGAGGUGGAGAGGGGAAGGGCGGAGGAGGCGCAAGGAGCGAGCGGAGCUGCUGACGCCCAUGGCGCACCCUCGGCACUGGCGACGCCCUCGGCACUGGCGACGCCGCACCCUGCUCGUGCUCCCGCUGGUGCUGCCACCGCGGCACGCGAGGCGCGCACAGCGCCCGCGCUGGAGGCGUCUGGCGGAGGGGCGGGGCUGUCGCUGCGUGGCCUAGGCGCGGGCGACAGCGGCAGUGCAGGGGAGGGCGGAGGAGGCGGAGAGGGCGGAGGGGAGAGCGAGCAGCGGCGGAUGGUGGCGGCGUUCCUGCGCGCGCGCGAGGCGGGCGCAGUGGUGGCGCGGGGGAGGGGGGGACGAGGCGAGGAGAGGGCGCGCAGGAGGCAGAGGCGCGCAGGCAGGGGCGGACGCGUGGGGAGGGGGCGCUGGCAGGGGGGAAAAGGCGCGAGGCGAGAUGGGGGAGCAGGCAGGGGAGGGGACGUGGAAGGGGGGGACGGAGUGGUUGAGGGCGACGAGGAGCGGCGAGCAGGGCGAGAUGGUGGGCAUGGUGGUGCCGUGCAUGGCAGUGCGACGGACAGCAGCGAGGGCGGCGAGUCAAGCGACGGGCUGGAGGAGCUGAUGGUGGUGGCGGGGUUCGACCGCUGCGACGAGGCCACAAGGCACGAGCAGCACGCUCACGCAGGUGGUGCUGCAGCGCGCAGCACUGUGGUGCUGCCCCGGUUGGCGCGUGUGCAGCACCGCGCUGAGUGGAGCGAAGAGUCGGCAUGCACCCUCCUUGCGACCACCUACAUCGCUCCCCAUGCCUCUGCGUCUGCACGUGUGGCGGAGGGGCAGGGAGGGCCGGCGUUUGAUGCGCGUGGCGAGGUGAAGGAAGCAGGUGAGGAGGGCGGCAUGGUUGCGGUAGGCGAAGGCGACAGGGGGGGUGUGAUGGGUGCGGACGCACUGCGUGGCGGGCGCGUGCACUGGCGUGCGCGGCGACUCUCAUGGGGAGGGGCUGAGUGCGGUGAGAGUGGGAAGGGAGCAGAGGAGGGUGUGAGGCGGACACGAUUGAGAGGGAAUGGGCGUGUGCGAGUGAGUGAGGAGGAGGUGAUGAGGAAGGAGGCGAGUGAGAGCGAGUCUGAUGGGCUGGAGGGGGAAGUCAAGGAGGAGGUGGAGGAGGAGGAGGGGAGGAAGAGGUUCAGGCAGUGGGGGAGUGAGGGCUGUGGGGGGAGGGCGAGACAGGAGCUCAAGGGGCGGAGUGGCGUGCGUGGGCGGAGGGUAGCUGAGGGGGCUCGUGUGGAGGGCUGCAGGGAAGUGGAGAGAGUGAGUGGGGCAGGUAGUGGUGGAGGGGACGAGGUGAUCAGGACGGGCAGGGCAGCGGAGACGAGGAGUGAGAAGGAAAGGGUAAGAGAAGAGAGGGCAAGAGCGGCGAGAAGUGAGGAACGGGUAAGAGGUGGAGACGUGAGCGGCGUUAAGUCCGGGGUGCCCAGUCCCAGGCAGCACGUGCGCGAUGCGACUGGCAAGUUCGCUGCAUGCAGGGUGGUUGAGGAGAAGGGAGUUGGGAAGAAGAGAAGGAGAGGGGAAGGCGAGGAACGCGGUGCGGGUGUGCCGGGCGUAGUGGGGAUGCAGCGAGGAGAGGUGGAGGGAAGAGGCGGUGAGGAGGCAGGGUCAUCCCUGCGGGGCACGGUGCGGGGGGCGCUGCGCAGCAUGGGGCUGUAUGAGGGCAAGCGCGCCAUGGUGGGGGAGGUGCGGCGGCAGGCGGUGGCGGUGGCAGGCAGUGCCAUGCGCGCCGUGCAGGACAGCAGGCGCGAGGAGGAGCGGGCCGUGCGCGCCAUGCGCGCAGCAGAGGCGGCAGAGGCGGCGCGGGUGGCGGCGGUGCAGGUGGAGUGUGACGCGCGCAUCAACGCCUUCAUGCACCGGCUGUUCCAAGGCAUGAGCGCCCUCUGA
This is a messenger RNA of Closterium sp. Yama58-4, 2958 nucleotides long. The record is from the annotation of a GenBank genome assembly. NCBI's taxonomy places the organism in Eukaryota, Viridiplantae, Streptophyta, Zygnematophyceae, Desmidiales, Closteriaceae.